Agrilus planipennis (emerald ash borer) is the source of this 2005-nucleotide messenger RNA. Its product is annotated as disks large 1 tumor suppressor protein-like. Gene Ontology annotation, cellular component: neuron projection; neuromuscular junction; postsynaptic density membrane. The transcript is spliced from 7 exons. The coding region runs from base 620 to 1363 and encodes 247 amino acids. Gene Ontology annotation, biological process: chemical synaptic transmission. The record is from RefSeq and is a predicted model, not a curated record. Lineage: Eukaryota; Metazoa; Arthropoda; Insecta; Coleoptera; Buprestidae.
GUUCAUUCCCAAUAUUGUUUAUAUUUUAUAUCAUGAAGUCACGGCAAUCUUUUAAGACAUUAGUUGUGUGUUGGAUUAAGUAAUUUUAUCAAUAAUUCCAAUAAACAUGAAAACAUGUGUUUUCGGCUGUAGACCCAUUUCACCUAAAAUAUAUCCGUUUUCUGUGCACAUUACAGAAUAAUUAACAAAUCGCAAUUAUUUUGAAAACCGUCAAGCGUAGACCUCAAUAUUCCUUAAUAAAACUGAAAGAGAAUUUAAUUCAAGCGAUUUAUCAUUAGAUACAUACGUAUUGAUGUGUACAGAAAUUUCUUUCUAUAAAGAUUUGGUUUGUUUACGUUAUACGGUGGCCUACCGUUGUUAAAAUACUGUUCGCACCAUGCGGAGUUUCCGUUAUGCGAUGUUCACACUGUCGAGUCUCUACUGUGUCAAAAAGAAAAAAAAAUUAACAAAUGUGCGAAUCGAUUUUAAAAACUUACUUGAAGUUUUAUUGACAUUUUCGGAACAUUUUGUAUACACAAAAAGAAAGAGAAAAUAGAAGAACAAAAGAAAACACAAAAGGUGCUGGUUGACGAUAUGAGAAAUUGACUAACAGGUAUUGUUCUUGUCCCUUCCAGCGUUUAUGCUGUGCUACACGCAGGAAGAUGCCGCAUCCGAAGGUGAAAUAUUAUAUCGAGUUGAGCUCCCGUACAUGGAAGAGAUUACGUUAAUUUACUUGGAGAAUAACGACGAUAGUAAUGAGGAAAAUGUACUAUCAUACGAACCCGUUCAGCAGAUGGAGAUCACUUAUACAAGGCCGGUGAUCGUUUUGGGUCCUCUCAAAGACCGCAUCAACGACGAUCUUAUUUCGGAAUUUCCCGAUAAAUUUGGAAGCUGCGUACCACAUACCACCCGGCCAAAAAGGGAAUAUGAAGUCGACGGUCGAGACUACCACUUCGUUUCUUCUCGAGAGCAAAUGGAGAAAGAUAUCCAAAAUCACCUGUUCAUCGAAGCAGGGCAGUAUAACGACAAUUUGUAUGGAACGUCGGUGGCGUCUGUUCGAGAGGUAGCCGAAAAGGGAAAGCACUGCAUCUUAGAUGUAAGUGGAAAUGCCAUUAAAAGGCUACAAGUGGCUCAACUAUAUCCAAUUGCGAUUUUCAUAAAGCCAAAAUCUGUGGAAUCCAUUAUGGAAAUGAAUAAGAGAAUGACUGAGGAACAAGCUAAGAAAACUUACGAGAGAGCACUAAAAAUGGAGCAAGAGUUUGGGGAAUAUUUCACAGCGGUCGUACAAGGCGACACACCUGAAGAAAUUUAUGGGAAAGUAAAAGAGGUGAUCGAGGAACAAUCUGGACCAACGAUAUGGGUUCCAGCAAAGGAACAACUAUGACGGCCGGUGUCACCUGUAUGGACAGUACCGACGCGCUCUUCCUCUAUCUCCCAUCAUCACCUACAUUGAAUUGAGAGGAGAGAUCGAGGGCCACCCCCGUUUCCGACUAAAAGACAUCUUCGGCAGCAUUAUUAAGUACAUAAAGAAAGGACACAGUUGGUGAUGCCGCUCCAUCAUCAUUUUGUAGUAAAGAAAAAAAAAUGAAAAUGCUUGUUACGUACGACCAAGUCAUCGUUUUCGUCGUUGUUGUUAUUAUUAUUAUUAUUAUUGUCGUUGCCUCCUCAGCCAGUUGCCGAACUGUGUUCCUCCAAAUAUAGUCCCCAACCCCCUUUCGACCCGUCUGAAUGAGCCACAAUUGAACAGGAAAUAAUAAUAAUAUAAUAUAAAGAAUUGUUGACUUCUCUAGCGUCGUGAUGUUUUUUUGUAAGUUUGUUUUUGACGAAUAAUUGAUUAUGAAAAAAUAGCACGAAUUGUCGCAGACUACGUGACUCGAGUUAAAUAGGAUAUUGAAAAGAAUUAUAUACUUAAACGUAUUGUGUAGGUAAUUUUAAUGAUGCAAAAAAUGAUAAAUAAUUAAAUGAAAAAAAACCUUUUCAGCUUAGGACUCUUCGUAACGUUGUAAAUAUACACAGUUACUUAUUA